CAGGCGGCUUCAGAAAAGGGUCACGAGGCGGUAGUGAAGCUGCUGCUCAACGCUAACGCCGACCCUAACGCCCAGGGUGGAGAGUAUAGCAACGCUCUCUAUGCAGCUUCACUUAGAGGCCACGAGGCGGUAGUGAAGCUGCUGCUCAAUGCUGGCGCCGACCCCAGCACCCAAGGUAGAAAGUGCAGCAACGCACUCCAAGCGGCUUCAUAUGGAGGCCAUGAGGCGGUAGUGAAGCUGCUGCUCAAU
Messenger RNA from Lindgomyces ingoldianus, 249 nucleotides. Its product is annotated as ankyrin. The record is from RefSeq and is a predicted model, not a curated record. Gene Ontology annotation, molecular function: protein binding. Lineage: Eukaryota; Fungi; Ascomycota; Dothideomycetes; Pleosporales; Lindgomycetaceae. The annotation marks the transcript as partial. The transcript has a single exon. Gene Ontology annotation, cellular component: cytoplasm.